Molecule: messenger RNA, 1827 nt
Organism: Magnolia sinica
Lineage: Eukaryota; Viridiplantae; Streptophyta; Magnoliopsida; Magnoliales; Magnoliaceae
Product: notchless protein homolog
Exons: 14
Coding region: 21-1448 (475 amino acids)
Biological process (GO): ribosomal large subunit assembly
Cellular component (GO): nucleolus
Molecular function (GO): protein binding
Source: RefSeq, a predicted model, not a curated record
UUCGCGUUGGAAUUCGAACGAUGAUGGAGGUAGAAGAACCGAAAGAGAUGAACAACGUGAUGUGCCUUUUGGCGGACCCGGAAGGGACGCCUCUCGGAGCUCCGAUGUAUCUUCCACAGAACGCUGGCCCGCCGCAGCUCCAAGAAGUUGUCAAUAAGCUCCUAAAUAAUGAGGAGAAAUUGCCUUAUGCAUUUUACAUAUCAGAUCAGGAGCUCUUUAUGCAGCUUGGAUCUUAUUUACAAAAAAACAAAGUUACUGUGGAGAAGGUACUGCGAAUUGUUUAUCAACCUCAAGCUAUUUUUCGAAUCCAUCCAGUCAAUCGGUGUUCUGCAACUAUUGCUGGUCACACAGAAGCUGUACUUUCUGUUGCCUUCAGUCCUGAUGGCCGACAUCUUGCUAGUGGUUCUGGUGACACCACUGUCCGUUUAUGGGACCUUAAUACACAGACUCCAUUGUACACAUGUACAGGGCAUAAAAACUGGGUCCUUUGUAUUGCAUGGUCACCUGAUGGUAAACAUCUCGUGAGUGGUAGCAAGGCUGGAGAACUUCAAAGCUGGGAUCCACAGACUGGGAAGCCGUCAGGCAACCCCCUUACUGGACACAAGAAGUGGAUUACAGGUAUUUCUUGGGAACCAGUGCACCUGCAAGCUGCUUGCCGCCGUUUUGUAAGUUCUAGCAAGGAUGGAGAUGCACGCAUUUGGGACAUUGCAUCAAGGAAGUGCAUUGUUUGUCUUAGUGGUCACACACUUGCAGUAACCUGUGUGAAGUGGGGUGGAGAUGGGAUGAUAUAUACAGGCUCCCAGGACUGUACAAUCAAGGUAUGGGAAACUUCACAGGGGAAGCUCAUUCGUGAACUCAAGGGGCAUGGUCAUUGGGUUAACUCUCUCGCCUUGAGCACUGAAUAUGUUCUUCGAACUGGGGCAUUUGAUCACACAGGAAAACAGUAUGCGUCUCCAGAGGAAAUGAAAGAGGCAGCUCUAGAAAGGUACAACAAAAUGAAAGGUAAUGCUCCAGAACGGCUGGUUUCAGGAUCUGACGAUUUCACCAUGUUUCUCUGGGAACCUGCUGUUAGUAAGCACCCAAAAGGUCGUCUGACGGGUCACCAACAGCUUGUAAAUCAUGUUUACUUUUCACCUGAUGGGCAAUGGAUAGCAAGUGCUUCUUUUGACAAAUCUGUCAAGUUGUGGAAUGGUAUCACAGGAGCAUUUGUUGCAGCUUUCCGAGGGCAUGUCGGACCUGUAUACCAGAUAAGUUGGUCUGCUGACAGUAGGCUACUCUUAAGUGGAAGCAAGGAUUCUACAUUGAAGGUUUGGGAUAUCCGGACACGUAAGCUGAAACAAGACCUUCCAGGCCAUGCUGAUGAGGUUUUUGCUGUGGAUUGGAGUCCAGAUGGUGAGAAGGUAGCAUCUGGUGGCAAAGAUAGAAUGCUGAAGUUAUGGAUGAACUAGAUAGAAUCUGAAGAGAGAAUGGGAUGAGAACUCAAAGAUGCGACACUGUUGGUGUCCAGGUAUGAAAGAGGGUGAGAAGCCCUUUUAAGUAUUGCUUUCUUGUGCUGCGAGGUAUUGCACAGCAAUUUAUAGUAAGAGCAGUCACAUAAUUUUGGUUUCACAAGAAACCCAACUUGGGUUUCUCACCAUGGGAGGGGAAAGAGAAGGUUUCUAUAAUUUAAGUCCGUCGAGAUUCACAUUGAAAGCUACCGUCGAGUUGCUGGAACGUUUCUUUUUCUUCUUUGUCGUUGUAUGAAAUUGCAGUGUAUAAGAAAUUGUUUGAUUGUUAAGAUUUUGUGACCCAUUUAUUUGUUUAUUUAUUCAUUUCUGAAUUGGCGAA